Scomber japonicus (chub mackerel) is the source of this 669-nucleotide messenger RNA. RefSeq names its product snaclec A10-like. Bases 1 to 669 code for a protein of 222 amino acids. The record is from RefSeq and is a predicted model, not a curated record. The transcript is spliced from 5 exons. Lineage: Eukaryota; Metazoa; Chordata; Actinopteri; Scombriformes; Scombridae.
AUGGCUGCUGAAAUGAGGAUGGAGAUGCCAGACUACAUCAACACACGAGUGACUGAAGAAAGGCAAAGCACAGAGAAGACAGAAAAUUCCCUUCCAGCUGGGGUUUGUAACCAGUUAGACUUAGACAACAUCAACUCGACCAAUGGCACUCUUAUGUCCCCUGAAAACUUCAUUGAGCUGCUUCAACAGAAGGACAAAAUGCUUGAGCAACUAGAAGAUGAGAUAACAAAACUUCAAAGUGAAAAUGAGCAGAUAAAGAGCGUUCUUGCUGGCAGUGUACAAGACUUCCAAGGCUGUCCUGUUGGCUGGUUGAAAUACAAACAGAGCUGUUACCAAUUAAACGAUGAGCGAAAGGACUGGGAAAAUGCCCACAAUGACUGUGUGGAAAAGAGCUCUCACUUGGUCAUUUUAGAUGAUGCAGAUGAAAUGGAUUUUCUUGACAGGUUUGAUCCUACGAUGUGGAUCGGGUUGAACCGUGAACAAAACGGUUCUUUCACGAUGUGGACUUGGGUGGAUGGACGCCGAUGGACCUAUCGUACCAAUAACUGGCUGGAGCCAAGUCAUGAGAGUUUGAACUGUGCCUACGCUGAUCAACACCCAACACUGCACUUGGUCCCCGCUUCCUGUCGAGAAGAACACGGCUGGAUGUGUGAGAAGGAGCUGAAAUGA